AUGGCACCCGAGGACACCGACCCGGCCCCUGGCGGACCCUGGCCACCUCGCGGGGCUCGGGACCCCGGCCACCACGCCACAGUCACGACCGACCCCCAACAGGACACUCUCCCCCACGCACACGACAACAUCCCUCCGUGCCCCGCUCGACUGGACCCGCGCGGCCUCUCCUCCUCACCGGGGGCUGAGGCUCCUUCGCCCGGGGACGACCCCUCCCAAGAGCCCCUAGAGGCCAGGGAGGGGACAACGCCCAACAGCGACGAGGCCGGUUUCAGCCCCGAGGGAGCGGAUCGAGGUCACCGCGCGCCUUCAGCCGUCCAGGCAAGCCAGGGACAAGAUGGGGGGGGAGGUCAGCGGCGACAGGGGGAGGGUGCCCAGCGGGCGACGGCCGACCAGCGCGUGCGGAGCGGUUCCGGGGGGAAGGGCGCACCAACGAAGGCACGAGCCGGGCCGCCAGGUAAACGUGCACGGGAUCCCACCGCCACCAGCACGAGAGCGGUCCCGCGACGCCCGGGGACGCCGGCCAGCCUCAGCACCCUUGGCGCGCCUCCUCCCCCCCGCGAACCGGGCCCCACACCGCUGGGGCCCGCCCACCCCCACGGGACCCCCGCCGCAGGGGCCCGUUUUAAACCUCCGCCCGUCUGCCUAGUCCAUCCCGGAACCACGACCCGGGGGGAAGCGCCCCCCAGGCGAGAGCGGCCCGACCCGUGCCCAGACGUCACCGCCGGCGGCCACUCGGCACGGGAGCGGGCAGCAGACGCAGCCGCUCGCACGGCAACAGGGCAGGAGACGCACGGCCGCGGGGGAGUGGCCACGCACGCACGCACGCACUCGCACGCACACGGGAGCCCCACGUGCCAGACGCCAGCCAGGCCCGGCGGGAUCCUCCCCCGACUCGGAGGGGGGAGGCGCAGGCCGCGGCCAUGCUCCCAUCACCGCCCAGAAGGAACCUCGUGCCUCCACCGGGGCCACGAGAGGAGCGGAGACGGGCACAGCAUGCUGGGCAAAAAUAGCAGCAGCCCUCGGGUGGCCAAGCGCCACAGCGCUGGCUCGGCCCGGCACGAGGGCCUCGGAAAACUUGGUGAGAAAAUCGGGGGCGACGACCAGGACCCCACGCGAGCCCGCGGACGGAACCCUCGCGCCAUCCACGGACUUCCCCGCGAGGCUCAUGCCGGUCCCCAGCCGCCCGGGUGUGACACGGAAUACGUGGCCUGA
This is a messenger RNA of Neogale vison (American mink), 1215 nucleotides long. Its product is annotated as collagen alpha-1(I) chain-like. The coding region runs from base 1 to 1215 and encodes 404 amino acids. The record is from RefSeq and is a predicted model, not a curated record. NCBI's taxonomy places the organism in Eukaryota, Metazoa, Chordata, Mammalia, Carnivora, Mustelidae. The transcript has 3 exons.